UCUGCUACUCAUUUGUCUUCGCUGUCGCCGCCAUUAAACAACAACGGAGACACGCAAUAGUGUCGCAUGUUUACACCAUGAUUCAGGGACUACGGAGGCUUCGUCGAGGUGCGGUGUUUUCUGCGAGAGGUUAAGGUGUCCGUAAAGGUAAACAUGUGAGCGAUUAAAGAGGUGGAAAUUACUCUGUUUGAGGAGAAAGGCUUGAUAGAGGAGGAGGAGGAGGAGGAAGAGGAGGAGGAGGGAGACUGUACAAGAAGGGUUUGUUGUUGUGGUCCACAGCAGCAACAGAGAAACUAGCAACAGCGAAAACGUGAUCCACGAUGACAGAACAGAGGGUAAAGUGGGCCUGUGACUACUGCACGUAUGAGAACUGGCCGUCUGCAGUCAAGUGCACCAUGUGCCGUGCACACAAGUCGAGGGGUCCCAUCAUCACAGAGGAACCCUACAAGAUCAGCCCUGAUCUGGACCCAAGUCCGGAGUGGGAUCCUCCCAGAACUGAGAGUGGCGGCAACCUCCUCAUCUGCCCUGACUCCAGUGCUAGGCCGAGAGUCAGGUCAACCAGCAUGGCUGAGAUUGCCAAUAAGUGGUCCUGCCAGAUGUGCACCUACCUGAACUGGCCCCGAGCCCUCCGCUGCACACAGUGUCUGUGUCAGCGCCAGAGGACCAGCAGCCCCACCGAGUCCCCCCAGACUUCAGGCACCAACGCAGGCUGUCGUCCUGCUCUCCACUCCCCUGUGGAUACCUGUGAGGAGUACAAUGACAGAAACAGACUCAACACCCAUCAGCAGCACUGGACAUGCACGGCUUGCACUUACCAGAACUGGCCCACGACUUUAAAGUGUGUGGCUUGUGACCACCCCAAGCCCAACAACCUAGAAGCCAUAGUGCUGGCAGAGUCUCCAGAGCCAGCACCUAUGAUCAAUGAGCAGGACAGGUCUCGUUGGAGGGGAAGUUGCAGUGGAGGCCAGGGCCAAAGGAGGUCCCCUCCUAUGCCCAAGAGGGAAGACAGCGUGAAAAUGGACUUCCAGAGGAUAGAGCUCGCAGCUGGAGCCAUGAGCAGCAAGGAGGAGCAAGAGGUCGACUUCAAGAAGCUAAAGCAGAUUAGAAAUCGAAUGAGGAAAACAGACUGGCUGUUCCUCAAUGCAUGUGCUGGCGUGGUGGAGGGAGACCUGGCAGCAAUAGAAGCCUACAAGUCAUCCGGUGGCGACAUCGCCCGGCAGCUCACCGCUGACGAGGUGCAGCUCCUCAACCGGUCCUCAGCGUUUGACGUUGGCUUCACCCUGGUCCAUCUGGCCAUCCGCUUCCAGAGGCAAGACAUGCUAGCCAUCCUGCUCACAGAGGUGAACCAGCAGGCAGCUAAGUGCAUCCCCUCCAUGGUGUGUCCGGAGCUGACGGAGCAGAUCCGCAGGGAGAUUGCAGCAUCACUACAUCAACGCAAAGGAGACUUCGCCUGUUACUUCCUCACUGACCCGGUCACCUUCACCCUGCCUGCAGAUAUAGAGGAUUUGCCACCUGCUGUCCAAGAGAAGUUGUUUGAUGAGGUAUUGGAUCGAGAUGUGCAGAAAGAGUUGGAAGAGGAAUCUCCUGUCAUCAACUGGUCACUGGAGCUGGGCACACGCCUGGACAGUCGUCUCUAUGCAUUGUGGAAUCGCACAGCCGGAGACUGUCUGUUGGACUCUGUUCUACAGGCCACCUGGGGCAUCUACGACAAGGACUCUGUUCUCCGCAAGACCCUCCAUGACAGCCUGCAUGACUGCUCCCAUUGGUUUUACACACGCUGGAAGGAGUGGGAGUCGUGGUACUCGCAGAGUUUCGGGUUGCAUUUCUCCCUGAGAGAGGAGCAGUGGCAGGAGGACUGGGCGUUCAUCCUGUCGUUGGCCAGCCAGCCCGGGGCCAGCCUGGAGCAGACCCAUAUUUUUGUUCUUGCACACAUUCUUCGCAGACCGAUCAUAGUCUACGGAGUGAAAUACUACAAAAGUUUCCGUGGGGAAACGUUAGGAUACACUCGUUUUCAAGGUGUGUACCUGCCUCUGUUAUGGGAGCAGAGUUUCUGCUGGAAGAGCCCCAUUGCCCUGGGCUACACUCGGGGCCACUUCUCGGCCCUGGUGGCCAUGGAGAACGACGGCUACGACAAUCGCGGUGCGGGCGCCAACCUCAAUACUGACGAUGAUGUCACGGUCACUUUCUUGCCACUGGUGGACAGCGAGAGGAAGCUGCUGCACAUUCACUUCCUGUCUGCGCAAGAGAUGGGCAACGAGGAGCAGCAGGAGAAGCUGCUGAGGGAAUGGCUGGACUGCUGCGUGACAGAAGGAGGCAUGCUGGCAGCCAUGCAGAAGAGCUCUCGCCGCCGUAACCACCCCCUGGUCACCCAGAUGGUGGAGAAGUGGUUGGACAGAUACCGCCAGAUCCGCCCCUGUGCCUCUCUGUCUGACGGCGAGGAAGAGGAGGACGAAGACGAGUGAAUGAGGGGGGAGGUAAAGAUGAAAGAGAGAGAGCCCUUAAAUCUGAGACUGGACACUGUAGGCUCUGGGAGAGUACCUUACUAUCUAUAUUUCUUUUUUUCUUUCUCCAAAAUGUAAAAUCUUUAACUUGUAAUGCAUGUGUUGUGUGAGCUCUGUGAUAGAUAUAAAAGAUACCAGCACCAACAAACCGAAUCCCUUUUACCGCUCCGAUGAAAGCACAUCAAGUCCACUUAGUUUGCCUCCCUGUACUCAGAUUUCUCCUUAUUUGUUAGCAAAGUAAUUAUCUGGACCUGACAGAAAUACUAGAACAUAUAGGAAAAUAUACCGUAUUUAAGGAAAUCCCAAAGCUGCACUAGAUGAGAAAUUUAAUUUACAGAAUUGCCUGACGGAAAUGUUGCUUAAAACCGAGAGAAUGCUGAUCUUUGUGUGUAUGUUAAGGUUUAAAGAGCACCUGUUUUUUUUUUUCUGAUUGCUGAUCCCGUCUGCAAACCCCUUCCGAUGUUUGGAUUUAUUUAUUUGUUUAGGAGAUUUAGCGCGCGGAAGCGAUACCUUUGUUCUGCCCCGUUUUAUCUGUGUUCCGUUUGAUCCGUUCAGUCUUGAAGUAUUUUAUUUUGCACAGAUGAUACCUACAUUCUGUGAGGGGAGGGGGAAAAAGGAAAGUACGUAAGUUUACUGACAUUUUUACGUGUGAUUUAGUAGCUCAUUGUCAUGUUAGAGUGGGUGGUGGUGACGCUGGUGGGGAAAAGAAAACCAAACACUCUGCCUCUUUCUAUAGAGUGCAUUAAUAUUAAAUUUGACUCACUUGCA
Molecule: messenger RNA, 3269 nt
Organism: Sebastes umbrosus (honeycomb rockfish)
Lineage: Eukaryota; Metazoa; Chordata; Actinopteri; Perciformes; Sebastidae
Gene: zranb1a
Product: zinc finger, RAN-binding domain containing 1a
Exons: 10
Coding region: 321-2462 (713 amino acids)
Biological process (GO): protein K33-linked deubiquitination; protein K29-linked deubiquitination; cytoskeleton organization
Cellular component (GO): nucleus; cytoplasm
Molecular function (GO): cysteine-type deubiquitinase activity; K63-linked polyubiquitin modification-dependent protein binding
Source: RefSeq, a predicted model, not a curated record